UAAGGCCCAAAGUAAAGGCAAGUUAUAGAUAAACCCUAGUAUUCAACACAUAUUUAUAACAACCUUUCCUACUUUUCAUAAUUUAGAAUCCUUAGAAAACAUCUUUUCAUUUUCUUGGAGAACAGGGGACUCGAUUUUCUUCUCCAGCAAAGCAACGUCGGAGCUUCAGUGAACUAGAGUAACCAACAAUGACGCACAAACCACUGCACGUCCCCUCUUCUCUGCCUCUUUCUUCUUCUUUUGCUUGAAUCUCCGAUGAUAGUCGGAGAAAAUUUCAGCUCUGGCGGGUAUUCACUAGAAUCAAGUCACGCACCACCACUACUCUGCGUUUCACCACUUUUCCCCCCUUGCUCGGUGGUUUUGGCUGGAGUUAUUCGCUGAAAUUUCAUUGGCCGUAUCGUUCUUUGUUUACAGAUCUAGAAAAGACCUUUACCCUGCCAUCAUUUUCUGAUCAAACACAUAUCAAAAUCUCUGCGCACAUCCUCUCUUCUUUAUCUCCUCUGCCCCUCAGAUCGUCACACCGUGUGAAUCUUACUAGAAACACACUUAAAAUUUUUAGAUCUAACUUUCUCUCUUUUCGUUUUCUUGGAGAACAAUUGACUCUGCCUUCUUCUCCGGCAAAACAACGCCCGAGCUCCGACGAACUAGAUUAACCAACGACACCGCUCAAAUCACUGCUAGUCCCCUCUCCUCUUCCUCUUUCUUCUUCUUUUGCUCGAACCUCUGAUGAUAACUGGAGAAAAUUUCAGAUCUGGCCGGUAUUCACUAAAAUCUGGUUACGCACCACCACUACUCCGCGUUUCACUACUAUUUCCCCCCUUGCUCUGUGUUUUUGGCCUGAGUUUUUGCUGAAAUUUCGUAGGCUGUAUCAUUUUUUUUUUUGGCCAUAGUCAUUUUUUAGAUCAGGAAACGACCCCUCUUCUGCCAUCAUUUUCCGGUCAAACAAAGAUCUACUCACGUUCUCUUUUAUUGUAUUUACUCCAUCCCUCACAUCGUCACACCAACGUGAAGCUCACCGGAUACACACUUAAAAGUUUUAGAUCCUUUUUUUAAAAAAAAAAAAUCUUGGAGAAUAGCCGAUUCAGCCAUUUUCUCCGGUAAAGCAAUGCCAGAGCUCUAGCGAAUUAGAUUAACCAAAGAAGAUGCACAAACCACUGCUCGUCCCCUCUCCUAUGCCUCUUUAAUUUCUUCAUCAUUUGCUCGAAUUCCCGAUGAUGGCUGGAGAAAAUUUCAGAUCUGGAUGGUAUUCGCUAGAAUUGGGCCACGCACCAUCAUUGCUGCGCGUUUCACCACAGUUUUCUCUUGCUCCGUGGUUUUGGCCGGCAUUUUUUGCUAAAAUUUUGUCGGUCGUAUCUUUCUUUGGCGACCCCUACCACGCCAUUAUUUUCUGGUCAAACAAAAAAUGGGAAUAUCCAUUCACAUCCUCUCUUUUAAUCUCCUCCACCCCUCACAUCGUCACACCACCGUGAACACACUUAAAACCUUCAGAUCUAACUAAAAAAUUAACCGGAUCUGAAAGUCAUUGCCGGAGAGUAUAUUUUUUCCGUGCUAAGUUUGUCGUUAUUUAUACAUUGUGCUUGACAAAUAUAUCCAUGAUUACUUGAUUAAGAAGGGGAUGAUUAAGACUGCUGAGACAUUUGCUGGUGAAGCUAAUGUGACUAAUCCCAUGGAUGUUGUUAUCAAAUCUCCGGAGGGUUUUCUGGCAGAAUGGUGGAAUGUAUUUUUUGAUAUACAUUCCGAGAGUGCUCACGAAUCCUAUGCUGAGGCUGCACAGGCUAUGGACAAUGUGGUACCUUAUAUCUAUUCUAUUGUGCCAACAUCUUCCCCUCAUUCUGCUAGACCAGCACAUAAUAUAUCUCCUGUGGUGCCGGCCUUUAGACCUGAGAAAUCGCAAGAUAAGUGUCAUCUUUUGACAGCCGAUGACGAAGUGACAUCUAAUUUAAAGUCUCUUGAGACGGAUCUUCCAAGUCAGAGGGUGCCAUUUGUAACCAAUUCUAGCCUUCCAAUGGAUCACAUUCCAAAUAUGUUUCAACAGUCGGAGGCCAAAGAACGAACUAUGCAGAUGGAACCAAAUCCCAAUACCCCUGGAAGUGCUACGCUUCCAAGGCCAGAAGAACCUUCUGAAGCAGAAACUCAUAUCAGAUUCUCUGCUGAUCUUCCUAUCAGGCUCUUCCUUUGGCUCUUGCUCUAUGAUGCAGCAAACUCCUUAAUCAAAUCAAGAUAUCACGGUUUCCGGAUCUUCCUCUUGGCAUGAUAUUAAGAAGGUGAUAACUUGAGAAAGCUUAUCAUUCAUUAGCUAUAAGCUUAUCAUUCAUUAGUUAUUAUACAGUACAUGUAGGCUAUAGCCUUGAGAAAAGACAAAUGAUUUUCUUUACUUCUUGAUCAUUUUAAGCAUUUAACUUUUUUUGUAAUCCAAACUUUACUCAUGAAUACUUGACCAUAAGUCGAAGACCAUUAGAUGUUGUUGCUUUCUCCCAAUUAUUAAAUGGCUGUUGAGAUUGGGGAGAAA
Lycium barbarum (goji berry) is the source of this 2509-nucleotide messenger RNA. Its product is annotated as transcriptional corepressor LEUNIG-like. The record is from RefSeq and is a predicted model, not a curated record. The transcript has 8 exons. NCBI's taxonomy places the organism in Eukaryota, Viridiplantae, Streptophyta, Magnoliopsida, Solanales, Solanaceae. Bases 1616 to 2254 code for a protein of 212 amino acids. Gene Ontology annotation, molecular function: transcription corepressor activity; protein binding.